GUGAAGAGCCGCGGAUGAGCUCUGUGGGAUUAAAUCCACUUUAACUACAACAAAGGGGAUUAAAACAGACAAAGUUCUUCAUCAUGGGAUCUUCUACAUCCAGUCUUUUAGAUGAGGCUAAAUGUAACUACAUCAGAGGAAGGACCGAGGCUGAGCUGAAUAACUUCAGUCCUCACUACAGGCGGCAGCACUGCGUGGCGUUCUUCUCUAAGCUGCGUGAUGAAGUGGAGCAGCAGCAGACCGUCCACACACAGCUCCUCAAACAGAAGGACCCACCUCAGGCCUCUGAACUGAUAUAUAAGGAGAAGGUGCUGCACUUCGACGACAGCAGGAAGUGGAAGGAGAGGUUUGUGGUGGUGCGGGCCGAUUACAGCCUCGAGCUCCAUGACAGCCAGGAGACUUUUACUAAAGGACUUCCUGCCCGUCACUCACUGCAGCUAUCAGGGGGCACAGUGCUGACCUCACAGGAGAAAUACUGUGCUCUAGUGGACAAGGCCUUCCCCGACCUCAACAGCUCGAAGGAGGAGGCGGCGUCGCCCCCGCUGAGCGUCCCGGGUCCGUUUGCUGUUUACCUGCGGCUCCCUUAUACCAGAGACGUUUACUUCAGCUUUCAGGAGGAGGACCAACAGAUUCGCUUCGUCUCCAUUUUAUCCGACUGCGUCCGUCACCAGAAUCAUGACUGUCUGAGGACGAGCGCGUGUGAAGCCCAGGCGUUCCUGAAGGCCAUUUAUUUCUACAGACAAGAGAAGGGACACUAUGAAUCCUGGGAGAUGUUGGUGGGCAACGACUGUCAGGUGAUGGCUAACCUGGUGAUGGAGGAGCUGUUACCAUCUCUGCAGACCGAGCUGCUGCCCAGGCUGAAGGGGAAGAAGGCAGACAGGAAGAGGGUCUGGUUCACGACGGUGAAGGUAGCGUACGAGCUGGUGCAGGAGCAGCUAAGCGAUGGACUGCGUAAGCUGAAGGAAGAGUGCAGCGAGGCGGUAAAACAGCAGGAGGCGCUCAUUCGCUCCGACAUGGACCAGAUCAUCAACUCUUGCAAUUUUCUGCAGACCAAACUGCAAGGUCUGGUGUCGGAUCCGGCGCUGAAGUUCUGCUCUGAGAGCGUCUCUCCGUAUCUGGCUUCUAUCCUGGAGGAGUUGAUGGGGCCGGUCAGUUCAGGGUUCGAGGCUGUGAGGCAGCGUCUGGAGGGGGAGCUGAGCCGGAUCUGCAAGGACUUUCAGUCUGGAGGAACGCUGGAGGGUCUUACAAAAGCUUUGGAGGACAUAUCUCACACACAGCUGGAGGAUUGUUAUCAGCGUGUCUCCGUGCUGAAGGAGCAGCUCCACGAACUGCGCACUCGCUUCAGGUUCUCCAACUCCACCCUGGUGGUGCACAACACGCAGAGCCACAUGCAGCAGCUGAUGGAGAAUGCCGUGUACACGUUUGAGAUGUUGCUUCAGUCAGCCGUUAAGGACAGACCUGAAGAGCUGGGCUCAGUCAUGGAGAAAGCCAAGCUCCGUGUUCUGAAGCAAUACGACUACGACAGCAGUACGAUUAGGAAGAAGAUCUUUCAGGAGGCUCUGGUGGACAUCACGCUGCCCGCCAUCCGGAGGAACCUGGCACCCAGCUGCAAAACUGAGCUGCAGAACUUUGAGCAGUACAUCUUUGCUGAUUACACAAACUUCAUCCAGGUGGAGAACGUGUACGAGGACAUACUGCUGAACAUCCUGAACGCCGAGGUGAACAAAGUGGUGAAGGAGGCGGCCACGCUGAAGAAACACAACCUGUUCGUGGACAGCACCGAGCUGCAGUGUGUCAGUCAGAGCAGCCUGAGCGACAGCCGGACGCCGCCUCAGACCUCUCAGUCCAGCCUGACCAGAGCGCCCGCAUCCGCCGGUACAAAGCAAACGGCCGAGCAGAAAUCCGGCGGUUCGGAGAAUCCAGCCACAGAGGAGGAGAAGAACCAGGAGGUGAUGGACGUCGAAGCGGCUAAACCUGCGGCGGUACCUGAUGUGGCCUCUUCUGUCCCAGUUUGUCCAUCUGAGGUCGCUUCAGCUGACAGACCUGACGUGGUUUCAUCCUCCGACAAGCAGGGCGGAGCUCAGAGUGAUGCGGGGACGGAUCUCAACACGUCCCCUAAAAUUAUCAUAUCAGAGCCUGUAUCGCCUGCUGAAGACGAGGAGACUGCAGACCCCGCCGUUCACCUCACAGAACCUCUCGAGGUUCAAAUUACAGACGAGAUGGAAACCGAUGCUCCAGCACCUCACUCCGAAAUCGAUGAGGCGGAGGCCGCGCCCACUGACGAGCCGUGUAUUAGUGCCGUCCAGCCAGACGCAGACGAAGCCGAGGACGCCUCAGAUUCCCAGACCGAAACUCCAUCCUGUCCCUCACCAACUCCUGAUGUCAGUGAAGCAUCAACAGAGCUCUCCACCACCGAGACCACAAACGGGCUUCCCUGUUCCUCUGAUCCUCCACUAGGGAGCGACGUUUCCUCACAGUCUGUGCCCACGGAGAGCAACGGCACCCCAGAUCUCUCAGAUCCAGAAGGGCAACUGGACAGCGUGAAGGCCAUUAGAGAUCUGGUGGUGGAGCUCAUCGAGGUGGAGGACAUCGUGAGUCCUUGUCCUGAACACAGGAACACUCAGUAGAGGACGAUGAGGGGUUCGGUUUGUGUCAAAACUAUUAAACCGGUAUCAAAGUGUCACAAAAUGAUUAUUUGACUGGAUGGGUGCAAAUCCCCACAUGUACAGUCCAGAAUUGGAAAUCCUUUCCAGAUCACAAAUCAAGGCCAGUGUCAUGUUGAUGCCCGUGAUUUUGGAAUGCUGUCCACAUAUUUAGUGCACCACUUUUAUGCCAAAACUGGCACUGAUGAUUGUUGUUAAAACUCAGAUGAGUUUAUUUCAUAGCUAAAAUAUCAGAUUUAAUACUUUUGACACAAAUUUAAAUCUCGUUAAGAAAACGGUAAGAAAUUUACUGUAACGACCAGGAAGAAGGAGCGACUAGACAAAAUCUUCUUGUGAUUGCUAUUAGUUACUAGUUAGAACGUAACAAUGGCGUUUCAGGGCCACUGUGAAAAAUUAAGUUACAAGAAAAAAGUGGAAAUUAUUUUAAAAUUAAAGUGGAAAUAAUCUCAGGAAUAAAGUAGAAAUAGUUUUGAGAAUAAAGUGAAAAUAAUUAAAAAA
Molecule: messenger RNA, 3161 nt
Organism: Trichomycterus rosablanca
Lineage: Eukaryota; Metazoa; Chordata; Actinopteri; Siluriformes; Trichomycteridae
Gene: niban1b
Product: niban apoptosis regulator 1b
Exons: 14
Coding region: 84-2627 (847 amino acids)
Source: RefSeq, a predicted model, not a curated record